Otolemur garnettii (small-eared galago) is the source of this 1782-nucleotide messenger RNA. RefSeq names its product Meis homeobox 3 (gene MEIS3). NCBI's taxonomy places the organism in Eukaryota, Metazoa, Chordata, Mammalia, Primates, Galagidae. Bases 224 to 1309 code for a protein of 361 amino acids. The transcript has 13 exons. Gene Ontology annotation, biological process: positive regulation of cell population proliferation; eye development; embryonic pattern specification. Gene Ontology annotation, molecular function: DNA-binding transcription activator activity, RNA polymerase II-specific; RNA polymerase II cis-regulatory region sequence-specific DNA binding. The record is from RefSeq and is a predicted model, not a curated record.
AUGAGCUCCUGGCCGUGACCCCCGCGGGGGGACCGGGCUGGGGGUCCAUGCUCGCAGCCUCCACCCCGCCCGGCGCCUGCCAGUGACGGGGGUGGGGGGGGCGGGCACCCAGCCUCCUGCCCACCCCCUGGCGUCGGCACCGCGGGCCGUCUGGGGGGCUGCCUGCGCCCCCCUCGCCGGCCAGGUUCUGGAAGGACCCAGCAGCUGCCGCUAGCAUCAGCCCAUGGCCCGGAGGUACGAUGAGCUGCCCCACUACCCAGGCAUCGUGGACGGCACCACAGCCCUGGCUGGCUUUGCUGAGGCAGUGCCCUCAGCAACAAGAGCCCCUGGGCCCUACGGCCCACACCGGCCACCCCAGCCCCUGCCCCCGGGCUUGGACAGUGACGGCCUGAAGAGGGAGAAGGAUGAGAUCUAUGGACAUCCGCUCUUCCCUCUCCUGGCACUGGUCUUUGAGAAGUGUGAACUGGCCACAUGCUCCCCUCGAGAUGGGGCUGGGGCUGGGCUGGGCACACCCCUGGGGGGCGAUGUCUGCUCCUCCGAUUCCUUCAAUGAGGACAUCGCUGCCUUUGCCAAGCAGGUCCGCUCCGAGAGGCCUCUCUUCUCCUCCAACCCAGAGCUGGACAAUCUGAUGAUCCAGGCCAUCCAGGUGCUGCGGUUCCACCUGCUGGAGCUGGAGAAGGGAAAGAUGCCCAUCGACCUGGUCAUCGAGGAUCGGGAUGGUGGCUGCAGAGAGGAUCUUGAGGACUACCCAGCCUCUUGCCCCAGCCUCCCAGACCAGACUAAUACAUGGAUUAGAGACCAUGAGGAUAGUGGAUCUGUACAUUUGGGGACCCCAGGUCCAUCCAGUGGGGGCCUGGCCUCCCAGAGUGGGGACAACUCCAGUGACCAAGGAGAUGGGCUUGACACAAGUGUGGCCUCUCCCAGUUCUGGGGGAGAGGAUGAGGAGCUGGACCAAGAACGGCGGCGUAACAAGAAGAGAGGGAUCUUCCCCAAGGUGGCCACCAACAUCAUGAGAGCCUGGUUGUUCCAGCAUCUCUCGCACCCGUACCCGUCUGAGGAGCAGAAGAAACAGCUUGCACAAGACACGGGGCUCACCAUCCUGCAAGUCAACAACUGGUUCAUUAACGCCCGGAGGCGUAUCGUGCAACCGAUGAUCGAUCAAUCCAACCGCACAGGGCAGGGUGCAGCCUUCAGCCCAGAGGGCCAGCCCCUGGCUGGCUACACGGAGACCCAGCCACACGCUACUGCCCGGCCGCCGGGAUCUGUGGGGAUGAAUUUGAACUUAGAAGGAGAGUGGCAUUAUCUAUAGAGGAUGGAUUCAGGAGAAGUGUGACCCAGCCUCCAGACUGUGACCACCAGCCUCACACCUGUUCUGGGCCCCACCUGGCCCACUGGCUUUGGGACCCACUUCCAAAGGCCCCUUCACUCAACGCCUACCUCCCUGGGGCCCCGCUGGGACAUGGGGCCUGAGUGCCCACUCAAGGGUCUCUCCAGGACACUGACAAGGCCUCUAGGCCCUGAGCCUCACUUCUGCCCUCAGCUCUGCCCAGGACCCAGUUGAGAUCCUGGGCCUUGGUCUCCAGAAGAUGGUGGCUGAGGGCCCCACCUUCAGGAUAGAGAAGAGAUAGCGGGUGGUCUGGGUGGUCAGGAAAGGAUGGUUGCCUGAACCUGACAUUUUGGGGAGAUUCCUUCAACCUCCCACCCAUCCCCUUCUGCUUCCCCACCUCUCUUCUCUGAUGUUUUCCUUUUUUUUUUUUUUUAACAAUAAAGUCUUAAAAACAC